AUGGAUAUUGCAAGCGCCGCGCAAUGUUGGACCCUGUUCAUGGUUGCACGGUUGUGCGGGUUCGGCCAGGGUACCAAAGAAACUGAUAAAAAGAGCAUGAGGCACACAUAUUGCGGGAGUUGCUACGUUGAUGGCGGGAGAGGUGCGUGCGUGAUCUGGGCAUGGGUUGAGUUUAUCGUUCAAUACCAACAAAGUUCGAGGCGCAAGACGAGGAAAGAAUAAAAAAAAAAAAUUGGUAGCCCC
This is a messenger RNA of Pyricularia oryzae 70-15, 243 nucleotides long. RefSeq lists its product as uncharacterized. The transcript is spliced from 3 exons. Bases 1 to 222 code for a protein of 73 amino acids. Lineage: Eukaryota; Fungi; Ascomycota; Sordariomycetes; Magnaporthales; Pyriculariaceae. The record is from RefSeq and is a predicted model, not a curated record.